UCUCCAGGAGCAGCGCAAAUGGAAACAGAACAAGGAAAGUGUGGACAAUCUCAAUCUGAGACACCGAGAAUCAUGGAUGUCCGUAAAACGGACCGAAUCAAGAAUUAAGUUUGUUUUAUAUCCCAUUUUAAAUGUUUUUUACGUUGCGACCAAUGGAUGUCCCUUUGUGAAGUAGCUUUGAGUCAUUAGUUGAACUUUGUUCUUUGCUGAAGAUGAAUGCUCUGGUUGCUCUCUGUCACUUCUGUGAGCUCCACGGCCCUCGGACGUUGUUUUGCACCGAGGCACUGCACCCCCCAUACCCAUCCCCUUCAUUGCAGAUAAGUGCCCCGGUGCACGGGGACAGGGAAAGAGAUGGGGACCGCGAAGGCGAAGGGCUGACCAUGCGGGCCAACAGCUCGGCCACGCAGAGAGGAGAAAUGUGUGAGGGAUGUCGAUCUCUUCCUGCAUCUCACCCAGGAUUUGUGAGCAUCGAUGAUGAAACGGGCAUUCGCUUCCUGAGCCACCAGCAUCCCAGACAGUCCCAGCUGUUCAGUGUGGUCCGCCAAGCCUGCGUACGCAGCCUCAGCUGUGAGGUGUGUCCCGGCCGUGAAGGACCGAUUUUCUUUGGAGAUGAGCAAUAUGGUUUUGUGUUCUCACACACCUUUUUUAUCAAAGACAGCCUGGCCAGGGGCUUCCAGCGCUGGUACAGUAUUGUCAUGGUAGCAAUGGACAGGAUCUACCUCAUCAACUCCUGGCCUUUCCUGUUACGCCACCUUCGAGUCACGAUACAGAGCCUGCAAAGCACAGCCCUCAAGGUGUUUGACAAUGAACAAGGAGUUUGUCCCCAGCGAGCAGCCAGGAUGAACAGUGUCUUCUCGCCUGCAGUUUUCCCACACCAGAGAAGUGGCAACGCCGCCCGAUCACUGACUUCACUGACACAGCAUCCAAACCUGUGGUCCAGCCUGCACUCGUCCUUUAGCUGGCUGCUGAAGGCCUGUGGUUGUCGUCUGACGGAGAAGCUACUGGAGGGAGCCCCCACUGAGGACACACUGGUGCUCAUAGAGAGACAGACAGAGCAAGAGGAGGAGAUGAGUUGCUGGGAGGGAGCAGAAGGAGGCUGUUCAACAUCACAGCGGCACCAGUUAGAGCGUGAGCUGGGCCUCAACUUCCUGUGGGAUGAUGAAAAAUUCAAUCAAUUACCCGGCCCAAAAUUUAGGUCCCUGAGGCAUCUGAGACAGGUUCUCGGGAAUGCUGAGUUUCGUCAGCUGGUGUGGCAUGUGCUCAUGGGAAAUCAGGUCAUAUGGAGAGGCGCAGACCCCAGGCUCAUCCAAUCAGCUUUCAUGGUGCUCAAGUCUCUGCUCCCCGUCGGCUGUGUGCGCUCGGUGACAUACAGUGCUCAGUAUGAGGAGGCCUACAAAUGCAACUUUCUGGGUCUGAGCCCAGACGUGUCGAUUCCAACGCACGUCAGCUCCUCAGAGUUUUCAGUGCUGGUGGAUGUCAGUACAGAGAGAAGCUGUCAGAUUUCAGCCGUGGGUGGAGACGAUAUCUCCUCGCUUCAUCAGUUCACCAUCAGCAGUGCCAACACACAGCCCACAGACAGGGGUCCCUCAUUAUUGAACAAGCUGGAGGUGGCUCUGUCCAACGAGAACUUGUCUGUGGAUGUCGUGUCUCACUGCUUGUUGUGUCUGAAGGAAGAGUGGAUGAAUAAAGUUAAAGUGCUGUUCAAGUUCUCCAAAGUGGACGGGCGAGGGAGAGAGGACACCCAGAAAGUUCUGGCCCUCCUCGGCGCUACAGGGCCGGGCGAGGAGGACAACGUCCGGCUGCUCAAGUUCUGGAUGACUGGCCUCAGCAAAACAUACAAGAGUCAUUUAAUGACAGCCGUCCGCGGAGGGGAGAGGAGCCCCAGCCAAUAGAAAGAGAAGGCGAAAGAGGUAGAGGGGUGGAAAUAAAGGGAGAUAAUAAUGAGGGGAAUUCUAAUGAAGGGAAAGCGAAAGCAAGAAUGCUGUCAUUCACCAGUUUUGUGAACUGUUUGGGACUUUUAUUGGAAUGAAAGAGGAGUGUGAAGGGAGGACAGCAGUGCUUUGGCUCAUCCACUGUUUUCUUUAAGUCCCUAACCCUGAUUAUUCUCCUACACAGAUUAACACAUUUGGUCAGUUUAGAUAAAGUUUGUCAAAGGGAAUUAUUGGAGAAUAUUAAUAUGUUUAACUUAUUACAAACAUUUGCACAUUGUUGACUAUUUUUCUGAAGUUUUAAAAUAAAAACUUUUCUGAAUAUGUCA
Molecule: messenger RNA, 2257 nt
Organism: Pseudoliparis swirei
Lineage: Eukaryota; Metazoa; Chordata; Actinopteri; Perciformes; Liparidae
Gene: flcn
Product: folliculin
Exons: 12
Coding region: 213-1892 (559 amino acids)
Biological process (GO): positive regulation of GTPase activity; positive regulation of transforming growth factor beta receptor signaling pathway; positive regulation of TORC1 signaling
Cellular component (GO): cytosol
Molecular function (GO): GTPase activator activity
Source: RefSeq, a predicted model, not a curated record